AUGACCUCGCUGUCAAAUGACCAUGAUGAUUAUAUCACCCAGGACUACGGAAGUCCUACAUCAACAGUCAGCUCUGGCUUUGGUCCAUCGCACACCACCUGCCCCCAUCGCGAUGAUAAUCUACCAGAAGUAGUGGGCGAGGAUGCCUCUCAACGGCCAUUAACAGCUCUUGACACCGGAUAUAUUGGGAAAUUUGGCAGUUGCCCUGAGAGCAGAUCUACAGAAAAGUUGAAUGACACGACCAAGGUAGUGGUUCCAAGUGAGCACAGCACCAGCAACCAGAAUCCUCAAUCUGCCGCCAGUACCACCAAGGCCGUACCAUGGGAUGUCAAGACAACAGGGGGAGUCAGCAUCCAGUCAGAGUCUGGAUUCGAAAAGUCAAUAGCAAAUGAAGGAGGGGUUGGUCCUGCUAAAGACGGCACAAUCAUGGGCUUGGGAAGAAAGUCAUUCUUUAUUCUGCUCACCGUUGUGGCUGUCAUUGUCGUUAUUGCAGUUGGCGCAGGAGUUGGUGGAGCAGUUGCUGCGACAAGAAAUAACAAUAAGUCGAAUGAUAGUCCCGCAGAAGCAGGCUCUACCACAUCAGUGUCGUAA
Messenger RNA from Pochonia chlamydosporia 170, 591 nucleotides. RefSeq lists its product as hypothetical. Bases 1 to 591 code for a protein of 196 amino acids. The record is from RefSeq and is a predicted model, not a curated record. The transcript has a single exon. Lineage: Eukaryota; Fungi; Ascomycota; Sordariomycetes; Hypocreales; Clavicipitaceae.